AACCAAUUGCACCACGACCGGAUGGAAGAGCCCAGAUGACACAACCAAGACAACUCUCAGUGUCUAGGAAGCUUGGGGUUCAGCUCCUUUUACUUCAGGCAAAUCUGAACUCAGUUAAUGCAAUUUUUGAAGCAUGUCCUGAAUAGAUUCAGUCAUUAUCGAGUCAAACGGUGAAAGGUUGCUACUAUUACCAAAUAGGAAAAAUCUGAAGACUAAGAACUACACAUGAGGAAUGCGUCAUUUAGCACCUUCACUUUUUGAUCUCCACAGAAGACAAUGAGAAGUCACACCAUAACAAUGAUGACAACAACUUCAGUCAGCAGCUGGCCUUACUCCUCCCACAGAAUGCACUUUAUAACUAAUCACAGCGAUCAGUCACCACAAAACUUCUCAGGAACACCAGAUGUUAUUACAUGUCCCAUGGAUGAAAAAUUACUAUCUACUGUGUUAACAACAUUUUACUCGGUUAUUUUUAUCGUGGGACUGGUUGGGAACGUAAUUGCCCUCUAUGUAUUUCUGGGUAUCCACCGCAAAAGAAAUUCCAUUCAAAUUUAUCUACUUAAUGUAGCCAUUGCAGACCUUCUACUCAUCUUCUGCCUCCCUUUCCGAAUAAUGUAUCACAUUAACCAAAACAAGUGGACACUAGGUGUGAUUCUGUGCAAGGUUGUGGGAACACUAUUUUAUAUGAACAUGUACAUUAGCAUUAUUUUGCUUGGAUUCAUCAGUUUGGAUCGCUACAUAAAAAUUAAUCGGUCUAUACAGCGACGGAAGGCAAUAACAACUAAACAAAGUAUUUAUGUCUGUUGUAUAGUAUGGAUGCUUGCUUUUGCUGGAUUCCUAACUAUGAUUACUUUAACACUUAAGAAAGGAGGGCAUAAUUCCACAAUGUGUUUCCAUUAUAGAGAUAAGCAUAAUGCAAAAGGAGAAGCCAUUUUUAACUACGUUCUUGUGGUAAUGUUCUGGCUAAUUUUCUUAUUAAUAAUCCUUUCAUAUAUUAAGAUUGGGAAGAAUCUACUGAGAAUUUCUAAAAGGAGGUCAAAAUUUCCUAAUUCUGGUAAAUAUGCCACUACAGCCCGGAACUCCUUUAUUGUACUUAUCAUUUUUACUAUAUGUUUUGUUCCCUAUCAUGCCUUUCGAUUCAUCUACAUUACUUCACAGCUAAAUGUAUUGUCUUGCUACUGGAAAGAAAUUGUUCACAAAACCAAUGAGAUCAUGCUGGUUCUCUCGGCCUUCAACAGUUGCUUAGAUCCAGUCAUGUAUUUCCUUAUGUCCAGUAACAUUCGUAAAAUAAUGUGCCAACUUCUUUUUAGACGAUUUCAAGGUGAAGCAAGCAGGAGUGAAAGCACUUCAGAAUUUAAACCAGGAUACUCCCUGCAUGAUGUAUCUGUGGCAGUGAAAAUACAGUCUAGUUCUAAAGGCACUUGAGGUAAACAUACUAAAAAUAAUGAUAUAAUACAGCCUCUUAAUUCUUUGAAGAACUAAAAAAUGAUGAAACAUAGUUCUAGCAUUUACAAAACUCAGAUCUCAAAGCUCUCCUUGUAUCUGUGAUAUUUCAAUUGCUAAACUGUAAACCAUUUGAAGGUACUACAUUUUAAAUCUGUAUGCAAAAUCUUUUCAAGAUACAUUUUUAAGCUAAUACUCUUAACAUAGAUUGUGAAGUUAAGUGGAAUUUAUGGCUUUAACAGCAAAAUAAUUAAAGUGCCAUAGUCUCUCAAGUCACUAAAGUAGUUAUUAAAAUCAAGCACUUGAUACUAAUUUAAAAUGUGUUUUAAAGUAAAUGAUUCGGGAACUGACAAUAUGUCAGAAAACAGAUGUUCCUUUCUCAUUUAAAAAUCUUGUAUAAUUUGCUGCUGUAUGCCUAAAUCUCUAUAACAAAUGAAAAGAUAAUUAAUAAAAUUCUAAUUAAAAAAUGA
Molecule: messenger RNA, 1913 nt
Organism: Saimiri boliviensis boliviensis (Bolivian squirrel monkey)
Lineage: Eukaryota; Metazoa; Chordata; Mammalia; Primates; Cebidae
Gene: GPR34
Product: G protein-coupled receptor 34
Biological process (GO): G protein-coupled receptor signaling pathway
Cellular component (GO): membrane
Molecular function (GO): G protein-coupled purinergic nucleotide receptor activity
Source: RefSeq, a predicted model, not a curated record